This is a messenger RNA of Exserohilum turcica Et28A, 1007 nucleotides long. RefSeq lists its product as uncharacterized. The transcript has a single exon. The record is from RefSeq and is a predicted model, not a curated record. NCBI's taxonomy places the organism in Eukaryota, Fungi, Ascomycota, Dothideomycetes, Pleosporales, Pleosporaceae. The coding region runs from base 168 to 740 and encodes 190 amino acids.
ACGAGCAUUCGACAAGCAGUUUCAGUAGUCGUGGUCGAGAGAAGAAGCAGCAACUGUACUACCACGUUACCUGGAAGACUGGAAGGCUGAAAGUACCAUAAUCACCAUUCCAAUCGAGGCCCAACAUUCCGACAACCAGGAAGAUGAUAUCGUCACUCCAAAAAGCGAUGCUCCUCUCCCUCGUGGGCAUCGUUUCCGCGCAAACAAGCACCUGGGGUGAACCCUUCACGGUCGAAGCGUCCAAUCUCCCCGCCACUUCGACAGAGGUUGCGCUGCCCUCGGCCUUGAUACCACAGGCAACAACUUCAACAUGGGGCCAGCCAUUCACAGUAGAAGUAUCGGAAUCUGCCCCGGGCACCACGCGCACUGCGGUCCUUAGUAUCUCAACACCGCAAGCAUCAACCUCAUCGUGGGGCGAGCCAUUCACGGUCGACAACAGUGCGACAUUUACUUCGGUCGUGACUUCAAACACCGGUACAGAGAGCCUGGCUGUCGACACGGUGACACCAACGCCACUUGUAUCGAAUUCUACAGUCGUAAGCGUGAAGACGAGUUCAGCGUCCAGCACAGCGAGCACGAGCAGUACGACGACGGAAUCCGAAUCUCCUACCGGCAGUGAGAGUUCAACGGGUACUUCGCGACCUAGUACAGUUCCUGGUGCAGCAGCGCCGCUGGGAAGCGUUCACAAGAUGACUGUGGCUGGUGUAGUCGUAUGUGCUGUGGCAAUCAUAUUUGCUUAGCCGGAAGGCGACAUGAAGCAGGGAGUGAGGGAGCGAGCGAAAGGGAGGUUAAUGCGGAAGCGAUCAAGAGUACAGGAAGGGUGCAUAAUGCUUAAGAUGAUGGGAUAUUGCUUGCAUUUGAGAAUCCAGAUUAUGGGACAUUAUGGCAAAUCAUGAGCAUGACUCUCACAAGAGCUUUUUUUCUCCUAGAAUAGAAUUCUUGUUUCAAAACAAUUUUCUUCUUCUAGAAUACAAAAAAGAAAAUGAUCAUGUGAUUUUCAAUAUCCA